AACUUGCAUACUCAUAACAUACAUUAAUAAUAACAUCCAUUCAAUUACUUUGCAUAAAUUACAUAAUAACAAUGUCUCCGGCAUCAUCUAGUCAAACCAUUUGUGUCACCGGCGCCGGUGGGUUCAUUGCUUCAUGGAUGGUCAAACUUUUGUUGGAAAAAAACUAUAUUGUUAGAGGAACCGUUAGAAAUCCAGAUGACCCAAAGAAUGACCAUUUGAGAGAACUGGAGGGAGCGAAAGAGAGGUUAACAUUAUGCAAAGCGGACCUUCUAGAUUUCGAGAGCUUACGUGAAGCCAUUAAUGGUUGUGACGGUGUAUUCCACACGGCUUCUCCUGUCACCGAUGACCCUGAACAAAUGGUGGAACCGGCUGUGAUAGGAACAAGGAAUGUAAUAGUGGCCUCAGCCGAGGCUAAAGUACGUCGAGUUGUAUUUACGUCGUCGAUCGGCGCCGUGUAUAUGGACCCAAACCGGAGUCCUGAUGAUGUCGUUGAUGAGACUUGCUGGAGUGAUCUUGAAUUCUGCAAAAACACUAAGAAUUGGUAUUGCUAUGGAAAGGCAGUGGCAGAACAAGCUGCAUGGGACGAGGCUAAGGCGAGAGGGGUAGACCUGGUCGCCGUGAACCCAGUGUUGGUGCUAGGACCACUAUUGCAACCCACGAUCAACGCCAGCAUUAUUCAUAUCCUUAAGUACCUCACUGGAUCAACUAAAACCUAUGCUAAUUCAGUCCAAGCAUACGUCCAUGUACGAGAUGUCGCGUUAGCACACAUUUUGCUAUUCGAGACCCCCUCGGCCUCUGGUCGCUACCUAUGUGCCGAGAGUGUGCUUCAUCGAGGAGAAGUGGUCGAAAUAUUGGCCAAAUAUUUCCCAGAAUACCCAAUCCCCACCAAGUGUAAAGAUGAAACAAAGCCAAGAGCAAAGCCAUACAAAUUCUCAAACCAAAAACUGAAGGAUUUGGGUCUCGAGUUUACCCCAGUAAAACAGUCAUUAUACGAGACCGUAAAGAGCUUACAAGAAAAGGGUCACCUUCCGGUACAACCAACACAAAACGAUGACCAAAUCCGUAUCCAGUCUUAGUAACUUUUAGGCAUAUAUUUUAGUGCGUGAAAGUAUGAUAUCAAUGUUUUCAUCGAAUCAUGUCAUUGUUUAAUUACCUUUUGUUUGUAACUAGUUCUCAGUAAUGUAUUCAAUCAAUUUGGUACAAA
Erigeron canadensis is the source of this 1204-nucleotide messenger RNA. Its product is annotated as cinnamoyl-CoA reductase 1-like. Bases 72 to 1076 code for a protein of 334 amino acids. The record is from RefSeq and is a predicted model, not a curated record. NCBI's taxonomy places the organism in Eukaryota, Viridiplantae, Streptophyta, Magnoliopsida, Asterales, Asteraceae. Gene Ontology annotation, molecular function: oxidoreductase activity, acting on the CH-OH group of donors, NAD or NADP as acceptor. The transcript is spliced from 5 exons.